UUAUUUCAUCCCAUCAAAUGCAAGAUGGAGGAAACAUGAAACUUUUAGCUUAGGUUAUCACCUAGCUGUAAGUAAUUGAGUUGUAAUGCCUUCUCUUACAAUGACCAGAGUCGUUUUCACCUCAGUAGAAAAGGUCAUCCAGUCAUCUGCUACAGAGACCAGCAAAACGUGCUCUUUACACGCGGAAGAGCUUUAAAAUAAACAUGCUUUAUCACGGCCGCUGUGGCAGUGUUCUGCUCUAUUGCCUGCACCUAGGGAACCAAACAGGCUUCUGGUUACCAUCCUCAUCAUGAGUCAAGACUAUUCCUGGGCAGGCUUUUUCACCGUUAUCUCUAACAAUCCCAGUAUGCCAUACCAGUGUGCACAUGGAGACCCUCUGGCAGCCAUGAAGGAGGUAUCAAAGAACAUGUUGCUCCUGGAAAAUGGGAUCUCGUGGUGUAAAGGUGACCCCGUUUUGACCCCUAUUGGCUCUCACGGCUCUUGUGUCAUCCCACCCAGCUCUCUCCUCUUGCUGCUGUCACUCACGUGUUCUCACUGACUUUGCAAGGAGACUUGUUGAAUCAUUGACACAGAAUUGAAUUACACACUUUUAUGUAAUUACAUUACAUGUCUUGUUUUGAUUUAUUUUACAGCUGCUUUGAAGAUAUAAGGCAGCUCAAGGGACGUCAACUGCAAAACAGAGCUGUUAUAAUGGCUUUAUUUUUGGAGGAGAUUGUACGUCUAAUUGCUUGGCUGUGAAAUUUCAUAGCUCCCUAUACUUAGGAAAGAACAAUGCAUAAUAUUAUUCUGUCUUUGUGUGUGGCACAUUGCAAUUUACAAGCUGAAUCUCUUCUGUCCCUUCAGUUAAACUUGUGAAAUAAUUUUCACUUCUGUGUGCAAAUUUACAGUGCCCACAAAGUCAGACUACCUUGUAAUGUGCUGUAUUUAGGCUCAUAGACUAAAAUUUUAGACGAUGUGAUUAUCAAACCAACCACCCUCAUUAAGCAAACUGCUAAGUUUAGUUGCUACUAAAACUAGAUCUUUGCAUUUUCUGAAGAAAACAUGAGUGGUACUCAUGCAGAAGUCAGAGAUAUGACGCUGAAGUGUUUUGAGUGUAGUUAAUACUGGUCCAAGUGGCCCAAAAUGUAAGUCUAUGAAAUAUUUUUACCCAUUAAAAUGUUAAUGUAUAUAUUUUGAGAUGCGGACAAUGUGACAAUUGAGUGAAGUGUCCAACUGACCACUGUUUGAAAUACCAUGAUGAAUAGCUCAACGAGAAACACUGCAGUGCUUGUGCUGUUGUGUAGAUGUUAUCAUGCCCAUCCGACAGAGCUCAGAUGAGUGUUGUCCUUUGUGCCGGCUAACACUGAGAGCUCUUGACAUUCAGAGUCUGAAUUAAUUCCGCUGAGUCAAGGCCAUUUUCAAUCAUGUACAGUGACAUAAUGACAUCAAACACAUCUCUGCCUGAGGUCUAAGAUGAAAACAGAUGCACAAAUGCUCAAAAAAAGUUAGCUGAGAUUAUUUUCUCAGCAUAAUUUAUCCCAGACAGACAUGAAUGAUACAUCAAUCAUGCAGCUUGUUGAGCAGAGAAUAUCUUAGAGACUUCGGAUGAGGCUUUUUUGACUUGAGUCAGUAAUGAACUUCCAGAACACCCUAACAAUUAGAGUUGGGGUACUUGGACUCGCACUCAGAUUUGGACACCGAUAGUUUGGGGAUUGUAAGAUUGUUUAAAAGAAAUUCAAACUUUUAUUAAGCAAGGACAUUUAAUUGAUCAAAAAUGGUUCGACUGUAAUUUCUACGUCAGCAGCACCACACGCAUACGGCAUUCGUCGUGAAACUCUUGUGAACGCACAUCGAUGACUGACACGGAAAAUAAUAAAUUGUUGAAUAAAUAUUUUUGUUUUAUUUGCGCACAAAAUGUAUUCUUGUUACUUUAUAACAUUACGGUUGAACCACUGAUGUUACAUGGACUAUUUUAACGAUGUCCUUACUACCUUUCUGGAUCUUGAAUGUGUCAGUUCUGUUGCUGUCUAUGGAGGGUCAGAAAGCUCUCGGAUUCCAUCUAAAAUAUCUUCAUUUUUGUUACGAAAAUGAACGAAGGUCUUACAGGUCUGGAACGAAAUUAGGGACCUGAUGGAGAACACAACUGGUCCAGCAACUACCCAUUUUGUGGAGGAGCAUUCCAGUCACCCAUCGACUUCCAAACACAGCUGCUGAGAUACGAUCCAAACCUGCCGCCCAUCCAGGUCCAGAACUACAACCUGUCAACCAAUGAGCAGCUCACUCUCAGCAACAACGGACACUCUGUGCAGUUGUCUUUGCCGUCUCACAUGUACAUCUCCAGCCUCCCUCACAGAUAUUCAGCAGCUCAGCUCCACUUCCACUGGGGCUCUUCCAAUCUGCUGACUGGAUCAGAACACACUGUUAAUGGCAAACGGUUUGCUGGAGAGAUGCAUGUAGUACACUUCAAUUCUGACAAAUACCCCAACAUUUCAAUGGCAGUGGACAAGCAUGAUGGACUGGCUGUGCUGGGAGUUUUCAUUGAGAUUGGAGAGUUCAACCCUGCUUUCGACAAAUUCUUCAAAUACAUGAAUGGGAUAAAGUACAGAGAUCAGAAAAUACAGGUCCCAGCAUUUAACAUCCAUGCGCUGCUACCAGCCCAUUUGGAUGAGUAUUACCGCUACGAUGGUUCAUUGACCACACCGCCUUGCUAUCCCAGUGUACUAUGGACCGUGUUUAGGAGACCGGUCACCAUUUCAAGAAAACAGUUUUUGGCAUUGGCCACAGCUCUGUAUGCUUCUUAUGCCCAAGAGUCUACUACUGUGCCACUACACGGAAAUUACCGGAAACCACAACUCGCAGAUAACAGAGUGGUACUGGUUUCCUUCAAGGAUGGACUGCAUGGUAUUCUUUCAGCGGCGUCCCCCUUUCAGAGGAAGCAAGUCAUUCAGAAGCUUCUGGUGGGUGACCUUGCGGAUUUGGCCGACGAGGGAUUCUACCAACUUCUGCCAAAGUUGAGUUCUCAACCAGGAAAGCAUAAGAAGUUGAAGAAGACCAAGAAGCAGGGACAAUUGAGCCAGGCAACUCAGAAAGAGGAAUGGUCAAAGAACAGGGUGCAAAGCAAUACUGGCUACUCCUCUUCCGUUGGGAAGAACACACCAACACCGUGGUAUAUGGGAGCAUUUGAUACGGAUAAAGGGAUAUGCUUUGUAUCCCUGGAGGAGAAUGUUGUGCACGAACUCGAGAGAUACCAUGCAAAGGGUCUGAUGGUUGAAGCUCUGAGAGAGGUCGUCUUCCCGGAGUUGAACCUCAGGAGUUACUUGCACUGCCAAUCUGAUCUAGACCUUCAGACCAUAAGAAAACUCAUACAAGGAAGAUCUCGGGACGAAGCUGCCGAGCUCGAACAAUCACUGGCUGAAGCCAUGCUGAAGAAGAUGAGGAGGCAAAUCAACCAGCAUAGAAACUCAAACAUGAAAACCACCAUAGGGCAUCCUCAAGCCACAAUCCCGAAGGACUUCAACUCAGCCUUGACUUACCACAGACCUCAACGUGUUGAAUGGGAAGAUUAGACCCAGCGAGGGCCACGGACCUUCCUGAGGGCCUAAAUUUCUGCAGUACGCUGUCACGCACAAUAUUCAUAUAGUCAAGUCAGCUCCUAAGGCUAGCAUGUCAUUUGAGCAAUAUUUAUUUAGUUGGAUGGUACCCCUCUAACACUGUCUCUGAGACUCAGACAGUCUUUGUCUCAAACUAGUUUGGUUUUGCAGUAGAUGAAAUGACUUGUUGAGCAAAUAGUGUUCAUGAUAUGUUACGCCGCUGGUUAUGAAAACUUUGUAGUUACUUUCCAAUGAACUGGACAGUAUGCUUUUGCUAGAUGGAUGUCGACAGGACCACGAAAUGUCCAGCCUUCAGGAUCCAGAUUAACUAUCUGAUGAUUAGUCUAGACUAAAAGCUGGUCUGUUUUAAGCAUUAGCGAGGUUUUUGUGGGAGAAUACUGCUCAAACAAUUUUAAUUAUGAUAUGCAAUGCACAAAAAGACAGAAGACCAUCAUGGUGAGGGCAUAUUUUUACAUUUUAUUGGGAAAAGUUGAGCAGUAAUUGUAUUCUGUGGUCGAAAAGAGUCAAGCGCAAAUUAAAAGGGACAAAGGGGCAAAAUCAGCACUUCAAGUAUUUUAACAUUCUUAAGUUCUCGAACGCUGUGUGCUACUGUUUUUUUGGGUGUGAUCUGAUCCCAGAGAGACAGCAGACAGCGUGACCUUUUUUUGGACACUGACUCAGAUUUUGGUCUAUAAAAUUCUUUGUGAAAUGUCUAGAUCAUGGAUUGUAAAAUAAAAGCAUAACGUCAAUUAAAAAUGUAUCACUUUUUCCACCUGUAAAGGACAAAUAUGUCCCUGUUUAUAUUCUAAAUGGUGUUCGGAAGUGAUAUCUGAAUAUUAUAAAGUGCAAUGGUGUAAGUUUAUAUUUGUAUUUGUAUUGAGUUAAAAGAAUAUCAGAAUCUUUGGAGCUUGUAUGAUCCGCAGUAGUGCAUUUUCUGAUUUUAUCCACAAAUUCUGCCAUCAUUUACUUACCAUCAUGUCAUUCCAAUCCUGUUUGACUUUUUUUCUUCUAAUGAGCACAGAAGAUAGUUUUUUGUCCCAAUAAUGGAAGCCAAUGGUGUCCAAUAUCGUUUUGGACCCCAUUGACUUUCAUUAUAUGAACAAAAACUGUUAAAACACUAAUAUAUCUAUUAAUAUAUCUUGUGUGUGUGUUUUUUUGGUUGUUUUUUUCUCAAAUAAUCCCACAUCAUUUGUAUGUGCAAUAUAUACACAAACUUUCCUCUCAAUUCAUAGUUUUCUUUUCUUUCC
This is a messenger RNA of Onychostoma macrolepis, 4816 nucleotides long. RefSeq names its product carbonic anhydrase XII (gene ca12). The record is from RefSeq and is a predicted model, not a curated record. The coding region runs from base 2307 to 3545 and encodes 412 amino acids. Gene Ontology annotation, molecular function: zinc ion binding; carbonate dehydratase activity. Gene Ontology annotation, cellular component: plasma membrane. The transcript has 8 exons. Lineage: Eukaryota; Metazoa; Chordata; Actinopteri; Cypriniformes; Cyprinidae.